AAGAAAUUCCACUAUGAAGGUUCUAUCCAACUUACUAAAAGACUCAAGAGACGAAUGGCUUAUAAAUACGACGAUUUCCUUGAAUGCAGUUAAUCCAAUAGUUGAUAGGAUAAUGGAAGACGAGUCGGUCGAGGGAGUUGUGAUGACUAACAAAGAUGGUUCACCUAUACUAACAAAUAUUAAUGUCAUGGGAGCAACGAACUAUGGAACCGCAAUGAGGAGGUUGGGAUUCAUGGCUCAAGCGGGAGUAAAGGAGAUUGAUCCAUUUGAUGAAGUUCUAAUAUUAAGAUUAAAAACGCAAAAAUUGGAAGUAAUGGCCGCCCAUCACUCUGAAUUCAAUGUUAUAGUUUUACAGCAUUCAAGAGUAUCGAAGUUUAAGAAGUAA
This is a messenger RNA of Papilio machaon (common yellow swallowtail), 385 nucleotides long. RefSeq lists its product as uncharacterized. Gene Ontology annotation, molecular function: dynein intermediate chain binding. NCBI's taxonomy places the organism in Eukaryota, Metazoa, Arthropoda, Insecta, Lepidoptera, Papilionidae. The record is from RefSeq and is a predicted model, not a curated record. The coding region runs from base 14 to 385 and encodes 123 amino acids. Gene Ontology annotation, cellular component: cytoplasm; cytoplasmic dynein complex; centrosome. The transcript is spliced from 4 exons. Gene Ontology annotation, biological process: microtubule-based movement.